Babesia sp. Xinjiang is the source of this 1638-nucleotide messenger RNA. RefSeq names its product putative U3 small nucleolar RNA-associated protein 7 (gene utp7). The transcript has 3 exons. Gene Ontology annotation, biological process: maturation of SSU-rRNA from tricistronic rRNA transcript (SSU-rRNA, 5.8S rRNA, LSU-rRNA). The coding region runs from base 1 to 1638 and encodes 545 amino acids. The record is from RefSeq and is a predicted model, not a curated record. Gene Ontology annotation, molecular function: protein binding. Gene Ontology annotation, cellular component: 90S preribosome; nucleolus; small-subunit processome. Lineage: Eukaryota; Apicomplexa; Aconoidasida; Piroplasmida; Babesiidae.
AUGGAUAAAAUGAAGGCUGACGUGCGUGACACUAAGAUCUUCCAUGCCAAGAGCUUUGGUGGCAAGGCUGAAAAGGUUAAGCUGUCACUUGCAAAGCGCAAUGUCAAGAGAUAUAAAAAGGUCCAGAAAGUGGCAAAAACAGCAGUAGAUGAAACUUCUGUGCUUCUAACAAAUGAUACUGGGUACAUAAAAGUUGAUGAAGGCGAAAAAAGCUACCAAGUGUCUCAAUCGCAAUUGAUAGAUGCUGUAGAUAUCGGUACCAAAAGAAAGGCAUUCACAUUACAGUUACAACAUGGACCAUAUAAUUGUGAUUAUACACAAGAUGGAAGAUAUAUGCUCAUAGGAGGAGAUAAAGGGCAAUUAGCGAUGUUCGACGCUAUAGAUAUGAAACCGUGCUUCGAUAUAUCGGUAAAACAAACCAUUAGGGAUGUCCAAUUACUUGAUAAUCAUGAACUAUUUGCUGUAGCACAGAAAAAAUAUGUUCAUAUAUAUGAUAACAACGGGACGGAAGUCUACUGUCUAAGGGAUCUCGGACUUACAUACCAACUUGAGUAUAUGGCACCAUUCUGGCUUCUAGUCUCCAUAGGGGAAUUUGGUGAACUGUGCUGGCAAGAUAUAUCUAGUGGUGAGGUAGUAGCAAGGUUCAAGACACGAAAGGGGCCUUGCAAGCUAAUGAGACAUAAUAGAGAUAACGGGGUUGUACAUCUCGGACACAACAAUGGUGUGGUAACGCUAUGGACACCUAAUGAAGGACGGCCCGCGGUACAAAUGAUGGUACACAAAGGACCUGUUAUGUCUAUGGCAGUACAUAAUAACUACAUGGCAACAUCUGGUUACGAUGGAUUCUGGAGUAUCUGGGACCUACGCAACUAUAACAAAGCUCUCAACAGACAGUUUACUGGGAAAACACCACCACAAGCCAUGGCAGUAAGCCAGAGAGGAGUACUGGCCAUGGCAUUAGGUGGCCGUGUAGAAUACUAUCGUGAUGUAUUCUCACGGAUAGGUGGUACCGAGCCUAGUUUGUACCUCAAACACCAAUUUAAUGGAGAACUUGUAAGGGAUAUCAAGUUCCAACCUUUCGAAGAUAUAUGCGCAGCAGGUACCACUACAGGUAUAUCCACAAUAAUCGUACCGGGAUCUGGUAUAGCAAACUUUGAUGCAUUCGCACCCAACCCUUACGAGUCAAGUAAAAAGAGACAAAUACAACGAUUACUUGAUAAAAUACCAUAUGACACCAUCACGACGAAACAGAUCGAUAUUGGUGCAUAUAAUCGUGACUAUAGGACUGCCGGUAAAGAAGACGGAUCAACAACGGCAACCGUCUUCGACAGUGGAGGUGAGGUGUUGAAGAACAAACACAAGAAACGACGAGCACUCAAAGCAAGCACUGCGAAGAAGGUAAGUAUAGAGCAUAUGUUAAGUAAUUAUAUACAGCUAACGGUAUACGAACGUACUUUCCAGAGAAGACAGCAAGCAGCAAAGGACAGAUUGCAGAAUCUAAAACGAGAGAAGGUAGGAGGUGCGGAAGCAAAGAAACGUAUUAUCGAUGCUAUGACAUUCGAAGAUUCGACUGGAGAACGACGGGUACGCGGAAAGGUCCGUGGAGCAGCUCUAGCACGAUUCGCUCGCAAAAAAUAA